Rotaria sp. Silwood1 is the source of this 945-nucleotide messenger RNA. NCBI's taxonomy places the organism in Eukaryota, Metazoa, Rotifera, Eurotatoria, Philodinida, Philodinidae. The record is from the annotation of a GenBank genome assembly.
AUGCCACCACCACCACCGCCUCCUCCACCACCACCAUUGCUGCCAGCGUCGAUGACAGCUAGUGGCGAUCGAUCUUGUCUUUUAAAUGAAAUUGGAAACUUCAAGAUAGGCGCUCUUAAAAAAACGAUUACUAAUGAUAGAAGUGCACCGAUUAUUGGAGGUUCAACUAAUAAUAAUACGCGAAAUUCUACUACAAAUCGAUCAAAUAUAAAUGAAAGACCAAAUACAGCUCCACUAAUCACACCAAAUCAACUUAAUGCUACAAUGUUGAAACCAUCUGCUAUUGGUGGAUCAACUGGAAAAGUUAAAAGACCAUCAAUUCCACACGCGACUACUUCUACUCCCCCCCCACCACCACCGCCACCACCUGUGCAUCAACCAGUUGUAAAAACACCUUCAUUUGAUCAAUCUCAUCAUGGAAUUGAUGGUGUCGCUUCAACACGAAAUUUUACUCAUCAAGCACCGAGGCUUCCUCCACGUGAACCUCCACCACCACCACCAUCGAAUGAAAGUAAACCGAAACUAGGACAUCCAUCAUCUUCAUUAAUAGGUUUCCAACAAAAAAACACUCGUGCUCCACCACCUCCACCACCUCCAUAUUCUUCAACUAAUAAUGAUCAUUCAUCAUCAGAUAAUAUUUCAAAAUCUCCGAAACAGAUCAAUCUUAAUGGCCCUCCUCCAGCACCGCCACCACCUCCACCUCCACCUCGAGGUGUAGCUCCGACAAACAAUAAUGGUACAAUUCGUCGAGCAUCUUCUGACUUUGUUGAUCAUUCAUAUUCCGAUCGACGAUAUGAUCAAUCAAAUAUUGCAGCACUUGAUUAUGAUCAUCAUUUCGAAGCUCGUUUUCGAUUCACUCCACUUGAAUAUCUUCCAAUACCUGAACGAUGGCAACCACCUUCAGCACAUACAAGAUCUUCAAAACAUCAUGUAAAUGUUCGUUAA